CAAGAAACCUGGGCUACACUGGAAGGACAGCUCAGGCAGCUGUCAGAGCGGUCCUGGAGAGGGUCAUUCUCAAACACAGUCGGCUUCUUACAAUAGACCACCAGAAACUACAAGAGGACAUUUGAAACCCUACAGCCCAGUAUUUCAAAGAAAAGAAAAAGCCAGAGAGAUGCCUGAAGACACAUAUUGCUAUGUCCCUCAUUGUUCUUUUCAGAGCAGCACCACGGGUUCUCCAAGGACCUCUCCUGGAAAUGGGAAACUGGUUGUUGAUUUUUAUGAGCCUGAAGAUACAGAUAGUGACUCUGGGACAUACUCAGCCCAGGACUGGAAGGAAAAAACAUGGAAACAUAUCUCUGAACCAGAAGGUUUUAAUAAGAAGACAAAAGAGCUGUCAUCUCUGGAUUUGAAAGGAAAAGAUGGCAAAAAUACCAAGCACCCAGAAGAAAAGCCUGAGCAAGAAUUAAAGGAGGCAAAAAAGAGGCUGGGGCUUUGUACUCGACAGCAACCCUUGUUUGACUCAAAGAGAACAGACUUCGGUGGAACCAGGGCAGGGUAUCAAAACAAUGGAGCCCAGUGGACUACAGAGAAGAAGGAUGAUGACUGCAGAAAAAAUGUGUUCAAACGAUCUGGUUGUCCUGUGCCUCUUGAAAUUGCAGAUGAUGCUCUGCCAGCUUUGCCAGUUGGCACAAAAGAGGCUCUGAGGAGUCUGGAUGCAGUUUCCAGGCAGCACACAGCCAGCCAGCCAAAAUCACCACUGCGGAUCAUUGCCAAUGCUAUCAAAAGGUCCAUUUUGGAGCCUCUAACCUCAGCUCCAGGAGGACUGAAGCAGGACUCAGAGAGCAAAACCAAAGCCUCUUCAGAACAAGCUUUCUUCAGCUUCCCUAGUGCUUCUGCUUAUUCCCUAAGCCAAAGGAACACUAACAACAAUAACACUCAGAUACAGGAUCCUAAAGUAGGGGAGUGGGCAGGAGAAUAUUUAGGAGAUGGAAGCCCUUUCUCAAAUCCAUCUAAUUUUUCUGUCAGCUCCAAAGAGAUAUCUCUAAGGGAUUACAGUGAACAGGGAUCCCUCACAUCCUCCAGUCCUCACAUCAGGCUUCCCAACACAACCAGUAUACCUCAGAAAUCAUCUUGCACUAGGAUGGAGGAUGUCCCAGGACUCCUAGAAAAGUUUACCUUUAAAGACACUCCUCCAGGGACUCCCAUGGAUGACAUGUGUAUCCGUAAGGAAAAAUCCACUCUUCUUUCAUCUCCAAAGCCCAAGAACACCUCCAAGGACAAUCUGGAUGACUCUGCACAAAAAGGUAGCCUUGGAUUGCUCUUCAGUAGACUGAGAAGUAAAGCUCAUGAAAGAGAAGGGAAUUCCUUGAUGUCAUCUCUGCUUUUCCCAAAGGACCAUUCUCCAGACGACAGGUUGUGCUACCCUUCCACAGGAUGUGAACACCUACCUGUCAGAAAACAAGCUAGUGAGUAUUCGACUUCGUCCUCUGAUGAUGAAUUUGAAUUCAAGCCUUCAUUAACACACAAGGCAAAAAGAGCUCUCAGGAGGAGAAGGAAGCUGGAGAAGGAGACAAAGCAGUUGAUUAAACAAGAGGAGCUGAAGAGGCUUCACAGAGCACAGGCAGUCCAACGCCAACUAGAAGAGCUGGAGGAAAGACAAAGAGCUCUGGAGAUUUCUGGUGUCGAACUGGAGAGAGAACUAAGAGGAGAAGCAGAUUCAGGCACAAAGGAUGAAACUCAGAUGCUACAUGAGUGGUUUGAGCUGGUCCUGGAGAAGAAUAAGUUAAUGCGUUAUGAGUCUGAGCUCCUGAUUAUAGCCCAAGAGCUAGAACUGGAGGACCACCAAAGCAGGUUGGAACAAAAGCUGAGGGAGAAAAUGGCCAUUGAUGACAGCCUUAAAGAUGAGGUGGAUCUGAAUGAGGAGGAUGAAAUUUUUACUGAGAUGAUGAAAGUGGUUGAAGAAAGAGACAAACUUGUGUGUACCUUAGAGGAGCAGAGAGUGAAAGAAAAAGCAGAAGACCAGCACUUUGAAAGCCUUAUUUUAUCCAGAGGCUACCAGCUGAGCAGGAUUUAAACAGCCACAUGCAAAUAAACAUCAUUUCAGCAACAUU
Molecule: messenger RNA, 2108 nt
Organism: Pipra filicauda (Wire-tailed manakin)
Lineage: Eukaryota; Metazoa; Chordata; Aves; Passeriformes; Pipridae
Gene: MICALCL
Product: MICAL C-terminal like
Exons: 8
Coding region: 170-2071 (633 amino acids)
Source: RefSeq, a predicted model, not a curated record